Messenger RNA from Ctenopharyngodon idella (grass carp), 4195 nucleotides. Its product is annotated as Allantoinase, mitochondrial. The coding region runs from base 92 to 1471 and encodes 459 amino acids. Gene Ontology annotation, biological process: purine nucleobase catabolic process; allantoin catabolic process. Lineage: Eukaryota; Metazoa; Chordata; Actinopteri; Cypriniformes; Xenocyprididae. Gene Ontology annotation, cellular component: cytoplasm. Gene Ontology annotation, molecular function: cobalt ion binding; zinc ion binding; allantoinase activity. The record is from RefSeq and is a predicted model, not a curated record. The transcript is spliced from 11 exons.
CAAUGAGGGAGGUACAUUGACCCAAAAGUGAAUGCUGUGUCUACCAGAACAGUGAAACACACUCAUAUAGACUACAUAAGAUAUUGCAAACAUGGAGCCGGGAUCAACUGUCAGUGCUGUGCGGAGCCAGAGGGUUUUGUGUGGAGAAGAAAUUGGACCUGCAGUUAUCUUAAUAAAGGAAGGAAAGAUUCAUAGCAUUCUGCCUGAUUCAGAAGCUUCAGCGCACACAGCUGGAAAGGUACUGGAUGUGGGGAACAGUCUAGUAAUGCCAGGUAUAGUGGACUGUCAUGUUCACGUUAAUGAACCAGGCCGUACAACUUGGGAAGGGUACUGGACCGCCACACGGGCAGCUGCUGCUGGAGGGGUGACCACUAUUGUAGACAUGCCCCUAAACAGCAUCCCACCAACUACGACUCUUGGAAACUUUCAUGAGAAGCUGCGUGCUGCUACAGGACAGUGUUUUGUAGAUACAGCAUUUUGGGGAGGAGUCAUCCCUGACAACCAGCUAGAGCUAAAGCCGAUGGUCCAGGCGGGUGUGGCUGGAUUUAAGUGCUUUCUGAUCCACAGUGGAGUGGAUGAGUUUCCUCAUGUGAGUGACGCUGAUCUACAUGCAGCUAUGAAACAGCUUCAGGGCACAGACAGCGUUCUGCUGUUUCACGCAGAGCGAGAAGUCCAGCAUCCAGCCGCUGAGAAAGGCGAUCCACAUGAAUAUUCAACCUUCCUAAGGUCUAGACCUGACAUUAUGGAGCUUGAGGCCAUCCGUACCGUCACUCAGCUCUGCUUACAGUAUCAAGUGCGAUGCCACAUUGUGCACCUGUCAUCAGCCCAGCCUCUGGAGCUCAUUAGGGCAGCAAGACAUGCUGGAGCUCUGCUGACUGUGGAGACCACCCAUCACUACCUCAACCUGACGGCAGAGAACAUCCCAGCACGGGCCACUCAGUUCAAAUGCUGCCCACCGAUACGAGACACAGCCAACCAGGAGCUCUUGUGGUCUGCACUCAAAGCUGGUGAGAUUGAUAUGGUUGUGUCAGAUCAUUCACCGUGCACACCUGACCUGAAGUGUUUGGACAGAGGCGAUUUCACGCAGGCGUGGGGAGGGAUCUCUUCUCUGCAGUUUGGUCUAUCUUUGUUCUGGACGUCAGCUUCUAAAAGAGGAUUUUCAUUUUCUGAUGCAGUAAGACUCUUGUGUAAAGAGCCUGCUCAACUCUGUCGUCUUGACAACCAAAAAGGGAGUCUCAUUCCAGGUCACGAUGCAGACUUAGUCAUUUGGGACCCAGAAAAAGAGUUUACGGUGAAAGAAGACAACAUACAUCACAAAAACAAGUUGACUCCAUACCUUGGCCUUGCUCUGCGAGGGAAGGUGAAGGGCACUAUAGUCCGAGGGAGGGUGGUUUACAGUCAUGGCUCUUUCAGCUCUCAGCCUCUAGGGAAGCAUCUCUUUAUUAAGCACAAGACACCGGCACCACUGUAAACAAAGCACAAGAAGCACAUUAACCAUAUCUCGCCCUAUAGUCAUCACUGUCAGGAACUGCUAUGGCAACAAUGCUACUAUAUGGUGUAUAAUCAUAGCUAAUUUUUUUAUUGAUUAUUGUGAAUGUUUGAGGUAUAUUUAAAAAUGCUUUGGUUAACACUUUACACAAACAUUUCAAACAAACAUUAAUAAUAAUAAUACAUUUCAUAAUUAACCCAACAUUUCAUCUUAAAGGGAUAGUUCACCAAAAAAUGAAAAUUUUGUCUUAAUUUACUCUCCUUCAUGAUGUUCCAGUACGACUAAAAAAAAAAAAAAAGAUAUUUUGAAGAAUGUUGGUAACCAAACAGUUUCAAUUCCCAUUGACGUCCAUUGUAUUUUUUGUCCAUACAAUGAAAGUUGAUUGGAACUGAAACUGUUUCGUUACCAACAUUCUUCAAAAUAUCUCUUAAGUUUGGAUUUUUUUUUUUUUUUUUUUUGGAGCAGGUUAUUAAGCUAAAAUUUAGUUUAUAAUUGUUAUAGAAUUUUAAAAAAGUACAUAAAUGUGAAAUACAUUUUUGAGCUAUUAAAAUUAGUGCUGUCAAAUCGAUUCACAUCUAACAUAAAAGUUUAUAUAUACAGUCAAAUCAAAAAUUAUUCAGACAUUUUUAACAUAUUUUUACUAGUGGGUGCAGGACACUAUAGUUCAUUUAUGUAAGUGAGAAUAGCAAAAUAAAGUAAACUGUGACAUAUUAUACCCAAAAAUUCUUCAUACAGUGGACUACCAGUAAAAUUGAUAAAAAAUUUGGAACCGAAAAUUAUUCAGACACUUUGACCUGACCAUGUUUUGCUUAAGUGUUAUCUGACAUAAUUCAGAUUAUUUUUUUCUGACAGUUUAACUCUGAGAUCUUGUCAUAUUUUAUUACCAUUUUUUUUUUUAAAUAUAGUGAAUAAACUUGAAAUGUUCAAGGUGUUUGAAGAAAUUUUGGUUUGACUGUAUAUACAUAUGUUUGUGUGUUCUUGUAUACAGGUGCUGGUCAUAUAAUUAGAAUAUCAUCAAAAAGUUCAUUUUUUUAUUAUAAAUUAUUUUUAAAAAUGAAACUUUCAUAUAUUCUAGAUUCCCUACAUGUAAAGUAAAACAUUUCAAAAGUUUUUUUUUUAAAUUUUGAUGAUUAGAGCGUACAGCUCAUGAAAGUCCAAAAUCCAGUAUUUCAAAAUAUUAGAAUAUUUCCUAAGAUCAAUCAAAAAAUGGAUUUGCAAAACAGAAAAGUUCAAGUUGAUAAAACACAAUGGACCAACACCAGCAGACGUCAAGGCCCCCCCAAAUCAUUAUUGACUUCAGAAACUUUACACUAGACUUCAAGCAGCUUGGAUUCUGUGCCUCUCCAGUCUUCCUUCAUACUCUGGGACCAUGAUUUCAACAUGAAAUGCAAAAUUUACUUUUAUCUGAAAAGAGGACUUUCGACCACUGUUCACUAUCCAGUUCUUUUUCUCCUUAGCCCAGGUAAGAUGCUUCUGACGUUGUCUCUGGUUCAGAAGUGGCUUGGUAGUCCUUUUCCUGAAGAUGUCUGAGUGUGGUGACUCUUGAUGCGCUGACUCCGGCUUCAUUCUACUCAUUGUGAAGCUCUCCCAAGUGUUUGAAUCGGCUUUACUUGACAGUAUUCUCAAGCUUGCGGUCAUCCCUGUUGCUUGUGCACCUUUGCCUACCCAAUUUCUUCCUUCCAGUCAACUUUGCAUUUAAUAUGCUUUGAUACAUCACUCUGUAAACAGCCACCCCAUUCAGUAAUGACCUUCUGUGAUUUACUCUCUUUGUGGAGGGUGUCAAUGAUUGUCUCCUGGACCAUUGCCAAGUCAGCAGUCUUCCCCAUUAGUGUGGUUUCAAAGAACAAAAGAUACCCGGAAUUUAUACAGUAGGGAUAGUCAUUUAAUCAAACUCAAAUGUAAAUAUUCUAAUAUUUUGAGAUACUGGAUUUUGGACUUUCAUUAGCUGUACGCUCUAAUCAACAAAUUAAAAAAAAAAAACUUUUGAAAUGCUUUACUUUACAUGUAGGGAAUCUAGAAUAUAUUUUUAAAAUAAUUUACAAUAAAAAAAUGAACUUUUUCACGAUAUUCUAAUUAUAUGACCAGCACCUGUAUAUGGUUUAUGAAGACACAAAUGUGUAUAAUAACGUGGGUAUUACAACGUAAACCUAAUGGAUUAAUAAAGCGUUUUUCUGAAAAUAAAAAAAAAUGCAGACAGUUUCCUGUGAUGGGUAGGUUUAGGGGUAGGGGUUGUGUAGAGGGAUAAAAUAUACAGUUUGUACAGUAUAAAAACCAUUGCUUCUAUGGAGAGUCCCCGUAAACCAUAUAUACAAGUAUGUGUGUAUACACACACAAACACACACACACACACACACACACAACACACACACACAACCACACACAUAGAUUAAUCGAGUUGACAGCAGUAAUUAAAAUAUCUGUGUGGUCUCUCAGACCCCUAAAAUACAGAAAUAGUAUUUUAUGCAUUAAAAUAUGAAUAUUAGUUAAUGAAUAUUGUUAACAUACAAUGUUGUUACAGCUCUACUGUAAUUGUACAUUUCUUUAGGAAAUGUAAAUAAAAUUUGAUUACAUCACUGCAAAGAUAAGUAACUAAUGAUUAACCCAACUUCAGAGCAAAACUGUGAAUUUCAAAACUUGCUUUACAUUGUCAGAUUUAAUUUACUGAUUUACAUGUAAAAAUACAUUAAUAAAGAAUUUUGAAAAAUA